AGACAUUUGACAAGAAUGCCACAAGCUACGGGGUCAAUGUUAUUGCUGAAUUAAUCUCGGCUAACUUAAUAGAGAAAUAACUUAUUUAAAAGAAUGCUUAGGGUAAAGAUUUGCUAAUAUUACGAGACUUUAUUAAUGCUUUGAGUGCUUAGAUUGUCUGUAUUGUUUGAGUUUCUAAUGGUGUCUGUUUUUGACUUAAUUGAGAUUAAAUAUGCGGAUUGAAAGCCUUUUCAAAUAUAUUAUGGAAUGAAGACAAUGUGAUUCUGCUUACGUCAAGUAUCAACAAAAGUUUCCUGGCAAAUUCGCAAAGCCGUGCUAACCACUACAACAGCUAUCGCCAUAAAAGUGCGAGAAACGGAACGGGAGGUGUGGUUUCAAUUCAUCUGACAAUCCUUAGCUGGCAAAUGGAGGAUAUCGUUCUGAAAGUAGAAUUUCUGAUGUUUAUGUGCUGCUAUUUCUAGUUUCAUGGAACAGUUUAGAAAUGGCAGGCGGACUCGAUGUGCUUUGUUGACCUGAACGAACGCCACCAGGCAUGGUGAGAUAUUUGUGGUUAAGCCAGUCUUAACUGCUGUUGCAAGGGUAGAUGGACAGAGUCUUUUAUUUUUGUUCGUCUUAACUAUCUUGAUGCAAAUAGUUCUAAUGGAUUCGUACCAACCCGCCGCGAAACCAAAGCUCAGGCAUCACAAGAUCAUGUGUUGUGCGGUCAUUCGGGCUUCUUGAGGUGGCUUCGUAGAUACCUGUUACCAAUAGAACGGCAACUCAAAAUGAUGAACAUCUACGUAAAGGUACUGUUUGGGUCUGCGUUAACAUUCGCCGCACUCCAGGUUGUUCAUCUAAUAUUUUCAAACUCACACUAUAUGAGCGGUCAAGCAUCACUUGAGUCUUUCCGCGCGGGAAGCUGGUCAUGCGAGCUGGACAAACAGUUGGUCCUACAUCUUCGAAAAGAAAUUAAAGAGAAGGAAAAACUUCUGAAAUAUCGCGAGAAAGUUAUCAACACGCUGCGGAAAACUGUAUCACAGCUUAACAGAACGACACAAAAUGAAAUGGGACCGUUACCGUUGUCUCAAGUUAAAAGUGUUAUACGAAAACGAUCCUUCUCGGAAAAUUAUGAGACCCAAAAUACGUCAGAGCAUGAAUCUAAAAUAAACAUUAAAGGAAAAGGAGUGAAGCAGGACAAAAGUCAUACACCAUUUCCCGAUAAGUUGGACGAAGUGGCGAGAAAUGGCACAAAGCCAUGCUGCAUGGCUCUGAAGCGAAUGUCGGACAUUCUUCGUCAGUACAUCGACACCAUACGGGACUUGAAGCAUCAAGUGGCAAUUUACGAGCAAACCAAUGUUACUGCAAAACUGCUCCGCUACGGGGAGAUAGUAAAGCGACAGACUAUUGCGAAAAACUGUUCGACGUACUUUAUUCCAAAACGAGUGGAAAAGCAGAAAGAUGAGCUCUUCCUGAGUAGCGAUUUGCAUUCAAUAUUCGAGGCACAGCCGUUGUACAUGGAACCAAAACAGAAAAUUGGAAAUUUCGGUGCAAAACAUCGUAAUAUUGACUUGAAAACAGCCUGGAGUUGGGCUGUUAAAGAAUUGAAAAAAUACUCAAAAGAUAAAUCUGAAAAGACUCUAGAACCCCUUGAUAUUCUUUUUAAUGGAGAUCCUCUGAAAGGAAACCAGUAUAUAUUUACAGCUAGGACGAAAUCGGGGAAGGUUUUUACUGUGCCUGUUCUAAGGCCGCUUGGUCCGUACAUUAGCGAUGGGAAAAUAAUGGAACAGACAGCAAGGCUGAAGGAGCUCAUCAAUAUUAUAGUUCCUCUUUCUGGACGGUCUCAUUCCUUGGAAAAAUUCCUUCAUAUGUUCCAUGAAGUAUGUACAAAGAACAAAGAGAAUGUCUUUCUCACAAUUGUAAUAUACGGAAAUUCAACUACUGCUGCUAAAUUGAAACAUACGAUUAACGCGUUUGCAAAAAAGUCGCGCAUUAUAGGAUACGAUAUUAUGAGACAGGAUUUGCCGUUCUCGCGUGGCCGCGCGCUAGAUGAUGGGGUGAACCGAUGGAAUGGCAAGCGAAACGUAUUGAUGUUUUUCUGCGACAUUGACGUAACUUUCGAUCGUAACUUUUUGCGGAGAUGCAGAGCAAAUACGAGAGCUGGUAAACAGGUUUACUACCCGAUAUUGUUCUCGCAAUACAACCCGCAGAUAUCCAAUAAGAAUAGAACGGACAAGCAUACUGUAGAGAUUGACUCAGAGUCGGGCACAUGGCGGCCGCUGGGUUUUGGUAUGGCCUGCAUUUACAGGGCUGACUACCUCAAAGUUGGCGGAUUCAACUUGAAAAUUAAGGGAUGGGGAGGCGAAGACAACGAUUUAUUUAACAGAUUAUCAAAAAGUCCAAUAAAGACAAUACGUGCACCAGACCCAGGACUCUUUCACAAAUGGCAUUUUAAAGAAUGUGAUAUAUCACUGGAUAAAGUGAAAUACAAUCAUUGUUUGGGUGCAAAGGCAAGGUAUGAAGGAUCCCAAAGACAGCUAGGGCUCAUUUUAUUCAAACAACCUGAAAGGUAG
This is a messenger RNA of Rhopilema esculentum, 2549 nucleotides long. RefSeq lists its product as uncharacterized. Gene Ontology annotation, cellular component: Golgi cisterna membrane. The record is from RefSeq and is a predicted model, not a curated record. Lineage: Eukaryota; Metazoa; Cnidaria; Scyphozoa; Rhizostomeae; Rhizostomatidae. Gene Ontology annotation, molecular function: glucuronosyl-N-acetylgalactosaminyl-proteoglycan 4-beta-N-acetylgalactosaminyltransferase activity.